Sphenostylis stenocarpa is the source of this 474-nucleotide messenger RNA. NCBI's taxonomy places the organism in Eukaryota, Viridiplantae, Streptophyta, Magnoliopsida, Fabales, Fabaceae. The record is from the annotation of a GenBank genome assembly.
AUGGCUACAGGACAUUCUCAGAAAUGUUGUGAAGAACUUGUGGCUGCAGGGGCUAUUGAUACUUUGCUGCGGCUGAUUCAAACAGUCAGCCGGAGUAUACCUGAUCAGGAGGUUCUAAAGCAUGCUUUGUCAACUCUCCGAAAUCUCGCGCGCUAUCCUCAUCUUCUACAAGUGUUGAUCCAAAGUCGUGGUUCUGUACAGAUCAUUGUCUUGGAGUUAUUGAGGAAUAAAAACGAGGGCUACUUCGUUGCUUCUGAACUUUUGAGGAAGGUAUGCUCAACUCGUACAGGCGUUGAGGCGAUACUCAAGUCCCCUGCUCUGCUAAAACGACUGUACGGUCUUGUUGUGGAUCAUAAACGGAAGGGAAUUUACGAGAAAAGAAAUCAUAGGGCUCCUAACCUUGUUAUCAAAGAAAACAGAGAGAGAAGAUUAAAGGAGGCUGCUGAGAUUGUGAAGCUAAUAACAAGCGCAUGA